CGGAACACAGCCUUAAUAGUAUAUUAUCUGUGCUGAUAUUUAGUUUCCAUUUCAGUUUUCAUUAUCAUUUCUCUCACUUACAUGUGUAAAGAACAAUGUUGUGGAACGAUGUUGUGUAUGUGUCGUUGCUUUUACUCUCUCUCGCAUUCGGACAUUUUUAUCGUACAAUAGAAGGAUCUCAUACGAAACAAUGGAUUGCGACCGUUUUCGGCUUUGCCUUAGUCAUCUGUGUUUCAGGAUCGUCAAUCUUACAUCCAAUCGUUAUUGUUCUUAUCAAUGCCACUAUCAUAACCAACUUGUCAUGGAAAAAAUGCCAUUUAGUCAGUUUAUAUUUCUCCUUUUUCUACUUACUGGUGAUCUUCCGAUUGAGUGAUUAUUUGGGAUUACCAAAUCCAUCAACUUACACGAAUCUUGUUGUAAUGAUUCUGACAAUAAAAUUACCUGGAUUAGCAUUCGAAAUCAAUUCGGCAGCUACAGCACCGAGCAAUGAUAUUCAAGGAGCAAAUUCAGAUGCAUUCAAAAAAAUUGAUUUUAUGGAUGUGAUACAUUAUAGUUUUAGUUAUAUGGGUGUUUUAACAGGUCCAUACUACCGUUACAGAACAUAUUGGGAUUCUCUACAUAGACCAUUCUCUAAUUAUCUUGAUCCAUGGCCACUUACUUGUUACAAACUAAAACAGAGUGUAGCAUUUAUCAUGCUGUUUUUAAUAAUGAAUCAUCUGUUUCCUAGCAAUUAUACGCAAACAGUAGAAUUUGAAGAACUCAGUUUCCUUUACAGAUUUUUUUAUAUGUAUCCCACUUUUGCCUGUUUUCGAUUGAGAAUGUAUAUUGGCAUGGUUCUAGCCGAAUGCGUUUGCCAAAUGUCAGGAUUAGGAGCUUAUCCUGUGUGCUGUCAACCUAUACCUGGUUUGGGACCUCGCGAUUACAAAACAGUUGAAAAUUUGUCAUUUGAUCAUGAAAGAGCGAAAAUGGAGGUGCAGAAUUUCGAAACGGUACAUAACAUGAAUAUAUGGGAAGUGGAAUUUUCUCCAUUUGUUAGACAUACAAUGAAAAUGUGGAAUACAUGCAUACAAUAUUGGAUGGCUGUGUGUAUUUACAAAAGAUUCCCUUAUAAAAAUUUAAGAACUGUCGUUACAUUGACUCUUUCUGCUCUGUGGCAUGGUUAUGCUGCAGGCUAUUAUUUUUGCAUCUGUCAAAUACCGCUCUAUCUAGCUUCUGAGGAUAUCUGCAUUAAAUUUUAUAAUCAAUGUGAAGAGAAUGGAUUUGGCAAGAAAGUUUGGGAAGUCUUCCUUUGGUGGGCAAAACUCACGUGCAUGGCAUAUCUGGGCGUGCCUUUCCUAUUGCUGCGCUUCCAAGAAAUAAUACACUUUUACAAAAACCUGUAUUUCUCCGGACAUAUCUUAGGACUUGGAUUUUAUCUAAUCGUACGAAUUUUGAAGCCAUAUCUUCUCAAACGACAACAAAUGGAGGAGCAAAAGAAAAAAUAAUUUUUUUAUUAUAAAAGAAAAAAUAAUUCUUUAUUUUAAAAGUACAAUAAUUUUAGAUAAGUUUCUAUACCAAUGCGAAAUAAAACAUAGAAUAUUUUAAGAUUUAA
Molecule: messenger RNA, 1591 nt
Organism: Camponotus floridanus (Florida carpenter ant)
Lineage: Eukaryota; Metazoa; Arthropoda; Insecta; Hymenoptera; Formicidae
Gene: frj
Product: lysophospholipid acyltransferase 7
Exons: 6
Coding region: 96-1484 (462 amino acids)
Biological process (GO): lipid modification; phosphatidylinositol biosynthetic process
Cellular component (GO): membrane; mitochondria-associated endoplasmic reticulum membrane contact site
Molecular function (GO): lysophospholipid acyltransferase activity
Source: RefSeq, a predicted model, not a curated record